CAAGGUCAAUCAUUCUUCCAGUGUGCCUCAAGUACAUACCGCUCUCUCCCACAUACCCUCACUUUUGCUGCCUCCCUCCUAGUCGACGAGCAGCACAUUUGUGUCUAUUCUCCGUCUGUCGUUGAAACCACAUUCGUUUCUUAUUUCGCUCGCUUUCGUGAAAUCAUGUUCUCCCAGACCGUCGUCGCUCUCAUCGCCGUGCUCCCGUUCGCUGCCCAGGUCAUGGCUGCCGAUUGCGCUCGGAGCUACACCAUUCAGGAGGGAGACAUCUGUGAUUCCAUCUCGGCCGCUCAGAACGUCUCUACCUACCAGCUUGCGGCUGUGAACACUGACAAGAUCGACGCUACCUGCUCCAACCUCAACCCGGGCGACACCCUCUGCCUGGGCUACCCCGGCGAGGACUGCACCACGACCUAUGUCGUGCAGCCGGAUGACUCAUGCGAUGCCGUCCAGGCGGCCCAUGGGAUGAACUCAACCAUCCUCCUCGCGAACAAUCCCCAGCUCGACGAGGCUUGUUCUAACUUGUACAUCGGAGAGGUCCUUUGCGUAGCUCCCACCGUCCAGGCUCCCGCUGCCCCCUCCGGAGCUGUUCUGCACGGAGCGAGCAUCCCCGCUACUGCGACUGCUGCCGCUGUCGAGGCCGCCCCCACUGAUGACAUUGACGAUGAGGACCUCCCGUGGUGCGAAGACCUUUAAGUGUCGCGCUCAACCUCCGCCCUUGCAUUUCAAACCCUUUCGUGUGCACUUAGGAUCUAAAGAGAGGUCGUAGCGGGUGUAUGGUUAAUGUUCCUCUUCUCGCUUAGAUCGCACAUUGCUAUUACCCCUUUAUACCCGGAUCGUGGAAUUGUAAUGGAAGGAUACUCUUGGCUUAUUGCCCCUGCGUUGCUAAAGCGUUCUCUCCGUCACUCGAGUUCCUCCGCAUAUUCAUUGCUCCUUGUUAACUUUUGAGUGUCCUCCGUUUAUCGUCAAUUUCUACACCAAGUCUGGCGCAAAUGAAGCGGUCAGAGCUGAGUGCGUAUACAUUCU
Gloeophyllum trabeum ATCC 11539 is the source of this 1026-nucleotide messenger RNA. RefSeq lists its product as uncharacterized. NCBI's taxonomy places the organism in Eukaryota, Fungi, Basidiomycota, Agaricomycetes, Gloeophyllales, Gloeophyllaceae. Bases 166 to 696 code for a protein of 176 amino acids. The transcript has 4 exons. The record is from RefSeq and is a predicted model, not a curated record.